Molecule: messenger RNA, 366 nt
Organism: Didymodactylos carnosus
Lineage: Eukaryota; Metazoa; Rotifera; Eurotatoria; Philodinida; Philodinidae
Source: the annotation of a GenBank genome assembly
AUGGGCAAACAUCCCUGGAAGUCCUCGGAGUCGUCCAACUUCAAAUCAAAAUUAACUCAACGACUACAGAUAUAUCUGCCUACGUCUGGAUCCGUUUAUCACACAUUAGGUGAUGCACGAAAAGGAUUAGAAUACUUAGAACAAGCAUUAGAGAUGAGACGAGAUUUAUAUAAAGGAAGUCAUCCAGAUGUUGCAGGGUCGUUGAAUAAUGUUGGAUCCGUUUAUGAUACAUUAGGUGAUGUAAGAAAAGGAUUAGAAUAUAAAGUACAAACAUUAGAAAUGUAUCGAAAUUUAUAUAAAGAAAGUCAUCCCGAUGUUGCAAAGUCAAUGAUUAAUAUUGGAAUGAGUUAUGAACGAAAGGAUUAG